AUUUGAUCAUCAAAUUUUCGAAUUUUAAAGUUAUUGUUAGGAAUUAAUGAAUAUCAAUUAAUAAUUAAUUGAGAUUGUGGGUGUGGAAUGUAUGUUUCGUGAAUAAAAGAGAGAAAUAAUUAAUUCGAUUAAUUUGGUGGCUUUCGCCGUAACGUUGGUGGUGAUUUUUUAACCCGACAUGUCAAAUGUCAAUUGGUUAACCUUGAAUUUAUCGCAACAAAUUCCAGUCCUCCGCCUCAAUAAUGUAGCAGUUUAGCCGCAAAAUCAGUAAAAUCGCAGCCAUGUCGUCUUCUGAUGUCUUCAACGACCUAACUUUACACACCACCCCUGAGAAGUUUUACAUCGAGCCCAAGUCGGAGGAGUCUUUGCUUAUAAUCGACCGUCCAUCUGAAACCAUCUCACUACAACGAAACGUCGGCCAGAUCCCAGCCACCAGCAGCCGCAAAGACUUCUGCGGAGUCCUCGGUUCCAUAACUUUGCUUGCGGGCCGCUACUUGGUCAUCGUAACGCAGCGUGAGUUUGUCGGUUAUAUAGCAUCGCACGCGAUAUGGCGCCUCGCCAAAGCCGAAUUAUUGCCCUACGCGCGCAGCACUCUCCACCUGACCCAGGAGCAAAUCAGCGACAAUAACACCUACCUGAACAUGGUGGAGCAAGUGUUAUCCACACCGUACCACUACUUCAGCUACAGCUACGACUUGACGCAUUCCAUGCAACGCUUGCACGACUUCGGCCCCGAUUCCUGGAAGCUGUCUCUCUUGGAGCGAGCUGACGCCAGAUUCGUCUGGAACAGUCAUCUCCUAACACAGUUCAAACGCCCAGAGUUUCGCAAAUUUGGGCUUCCCCUCUUGCACGGUUUCGUCUCAAUUAACCAGUGCGUGAUCAACGGUCAGAGUUUCACUUGGUCGAUCAUCUCCAGACGUAGCAUCACCCGAGCGGGGACUCGCUUGUACCGCAGGGGCAUUGACAAGGACGGAAACGUUGCAAACUUCGUCGAAACGGAGCAAAUCGUUGAAUAUCAAGGCGACCGCGCGAGUUUUGUCCAAAUCAGAGGUUCCAUCCCGCUGUUCUGGACCCAAAACCCGGAUUUGCGGUACAAGCCGCCCCCAACGUUACUAGAAAUCGACCCACAGGAGCACCACGCCGCCUGCCAGAAGCACCUGGAGACGGUGGCGGUGCUCUACGGUAAGCAGGUGUUGCUAAAUCUGGUCGACCAAAAGGGGGCCGAAGGCAAGCUGGAGAAGGCGUUCAAGGAUGCAAUUGCCACGCUAGCGUACCCGUCCGUGUGCUACGAGCCGUUUGAUUUCCACGGAGAGUGUCGCAAAAUGCGCUGGGACCGGCUGUCGAUUUUAAUCGAUCGUGUGGCGUUGGAUCAGGACGAGAUGGGUUUUUUCCUGAUGUUGAGGGACGGGUCCUUGUCGGGGCUCCAGGAGGGGGUCUUCCGGACGAACUGUGUCGAUUGUCUCGACCGCACCAACGUGGUGCAGAGCAUGCUGGCGAGGCGAAACCUCGAAAUCGUUUUGCAAAAAUUGGGGAUUUUGCAAAGGGGGCAAAAGUUGGAUCCGUACGGGUCGUUUGAGGUUGUUUUUAAGAAUGUGUGGGCGGAUAAUGCCGACGUUAUCAGUACGCAAUAUUCGGGGACCGGGGCGCUGAAGACGGAUUAUACGCGGACGGGGAAACGCACCAAGUUUGGGCUUUUGCGCGAUGGGAUCAAUUCGUUGACUCGGUAUUAUAAGAAUAAUUUGAUGGAUGGCUUCCGGCAGGAUGCGAUUGAUUUGUUCCAUGGGAACUGCGAGGUCUUGUCCCCGUUGAGCGUUGACCGCGGCUGGAGGUAUAUAACAUUCCCGUCUGUUUUUCUUGUAGCUGUGGCAAUGUUUGUGGCGUCGGCUGUCUGUCCGACGGAGUAUUCGACCGAAUCGCUCCUUUAUCUCCUAUUUUGGGGCUCGAUGAUGGCCGCGACGGCCUACACCAUCUUCAGACACGGCACCGAAUUCGUCGAUAAGCCCCGACUUGUGCAAACCUAGUCUAUCAGUUGUUGCUUUUAUACCGGUGUAUGUAUAUUUUGUUUAAAUUUUAUUUCUACCGUUUAAGCCACACAGUGAUUAUUUUUACAAUUGUAGCUAUUAUUACAUAAUAGAACUGUUAAAACA
Messenger RNA from Tribolium castaneum (red flour beetle), 2147 nucleotides. RefSeq names its product Sac1 phosphatase (gene Sac1). The transcript is spliced from 2 exons. Lineage: Eukaryota; Metazoa; Arthropoda; Insecta; Coleoptera; Tenebrionidae. Bases 282 to 2021 code for a protein of 579 amino acids. Gene Ontology annotation, cellular component: endoplasmic reticulum. Gene Ontology annotation, biological process: phosphatidylinositol dephosphorylation. The record is from RefSeq and is a predicted model, not a curated record. Gene Ontology annotation, molecular function: phosphatidylinositol-4-phosphate phosphatase activity.